UUUUCUCCGAGAGGUACCUGAACGCACCAGUAAGUCAGUGGUUGCUCGCGGACGCUGCGGUUACUGCAGAGGCAAUUGGAAAACAAUGUUGCGGAACGGGGGAAAAUCUACAUCUCGCUGACUAAAUAAUGGUCCGUCGUUCCAGAGACAGUCUUCGGAUCAGAACCGGUGAGUCCGUCGGUUCUGAUGAGGCUGAAGAGACCGCACGGUGGCUGCCGCCAUGGAUGCGGCUGUACUUCUACGGAAUGCACGGUGUCACCCUGGAUGUGCUGCUUUCCUCGGUCCGAGGGGUUCUAUCCGACCGGGACCCUAAGUUAGUGGGCUUUUCCUCGCCGUAUCUAUGCGUGGUGCAUUCACUGACCCACUUUGCACUGGAGAAGGUCUACUCGAAGAAAAGGUGCUUUCAAGGAAGGCCUGUGGUUUUUCAUCUGCUGAUUUAUCCGUCUGUUUACAUCGGGCUGCAGGUUCUGAUAGAGAACAUCAGCAACGCACUCAACACGCAAGUGAGGGUCCUACCAGGGACGCACUGGGUCCUCCAUUACAUCCUGGCUCUUUAUUUUAGUCAGGUGUUCCACAAGGGGGUGUCUAGGCUGCAGUAUCAUCCCACCAGGGGACUCCGUCCUCUCCAAAGCCUCCCCGGGUAUAUCCGCUUCAUAUUUUUUGGAAUGCACGGCUUUCUGGAUGAGGUGAUGUUCACCUCGGCGUUCAACCUGGUGGAGAAGCGAAGCCUGACAGGUCAUACGUCCUUGUGGUCCUUCCUCAUGUAUGGCAGCUGCAGCUUUGUGGUGGAGAAACUCUACCUGCACCUGCACUUUAAAAGAGGUUGGGGGACUUGGCGGAGGCUCCCCAUCUACAUCUGCUUCAUCUACACCUGGGAGCUGUGCUGGGGUUUGGGUCUGAGGCAGUUCGACGCAUGCUCAUGGGACUACUCGCACUAUUCGCACAACUUCAUGGGACUCAUCACACUCCUCUACCUGCCCGGGUGGGCCUGCCUGAGUCUCUAUCAAGAUGUGCUGUCCAACUUCUUGCUCGGCAUUAGGUCCAGCGGGGAAAGUCGGCGAUGGAGCGUGAGCGGCGGGGAAGUCAACGGACGGCCUCAAUCUCGGAAAAAAAGACUUUAAAAUUGACGAUUUAGCGUAGUUGCGGACGGAGUAAAAAGGGAGACUUAAUAAUCACGUGAUAGUCCACCAUAAUUGCUCAUAGCGGAAUAUUUUAGUGAGCAUGUUGUGCUCGGAUCAUGCGUAUACUAUUAAACCAUACCAAAAAAAAAAAAAACCUUUCACUGUGAUGAUCAAAGCAAAUGUCGGUAAAUCCAGUUGAACUAGUUGUCAUUGCAGCUACAGGCCUUGAAUGAAGCCACUGAGUAACUAACAUUUUCUUUCAUAAAGCUUCUCAUCAUGACAAACGUAGCAUCAAGUUGUAACACGAGAAACUUGUUUGGAAAGCCACGUGAGAAAGACCGGUUUCGAUGUGACGACAUCGACUUGCACUGUGGUGAAAAGAAAAAAAUAAAAGUGAAAUAAAUCAAAUGGUAAAUGUU
Syngnathus typhle (broad-nosed pipefish) is the source of this 1540-nucleotide messenger RNA. RefSeq names its product transmembrane protein 229A (gene tmem229a). The record is from RefSeq and is a predicted model, not a curated record. The coding region runs from base 129 to 1121 and encodes 330 amino acids. Lineage: Eukaryota; Metazoa; Chordata; Actinopteri; Syngnathiformes; Syngnathidae. The transcript has a single exon.